AUGAGUUCAAAUGAAGAAAUAUUCAAUUUUGAUUUAUGUGCAACCGGGGAUUUUGAAGCUCUUUUUGGCGAUGAUUUCAAUAUGACAGAGGGCCAAGGUGAUACAAGAGUUGCCCCCUCGGUUUCAACAGAUGAACUUGAGAAGAAAUUCCUAAAAAAAACUCGCCAGAAUAAUAACUGGGCAACUUCAGUGUGGAGAGAAUGGGCUUCUGCAAGAAAUGGGCGCUUCGAGACGACAUUAGAACCAGAUUAUCCUAUCCCCGAAAAUGUUGGUGAAUUUAAGGACAUGGAAAUGCUUGAAUAUUGGUUACAGAGAUUUAUCGUUGAAACUCGUAGAAAGGACGGAGGGCCCUACCCACCUAACACACUUAUUCAGAUUGUAACUGGUUUGCAGCGCUACCUUCGUACUGAGUGUAAAAUGACUGGAUUAAAUGUUCUUAAAUCGGACAAUACUGACUUUGCACAGUUCCGUAAAACUUUAGAUUCGCGUAUGAAGGAACUCACACAGGCUGGUGUAGGUGUGAACCCCUGCAGAGCUGACCCUGUUACUGUAGACGACGAAGAGCAGCUGUGGUGUAGCAAUGUGUUUAACAUGGUUUCUGCAGAAGGACACAGUAACGCUGUUUUCUUUUAUAAUGGCAAAGCAUUUGAAUUUAGGGGGUUUCAGGAGCAUGUUGACUGCCAAGCUGAACAAUUUGAGAUUGGUUUUGAUCAUUCUAAUCAACGCAAGUAUGUAAAAUUUACACCACGUGUGAGAAAAAACUCACAGGGGGGUCUGUUACAUAGGAAAAUAAACGUGGAGCCAAUAAUUCACUAUGAACAGGGGACAAACGACAGAAGUAUUGUUAAAAUGUACGAAAAAUAUCUGGAACAUGUGCCAAGGAAAGGACCUCUGUAUCGUAAACCAUUGCAAGGGCUUGAUGAAAACAAUAGUAUCCGUUACAGUUCUGGUACUUUACCUCUAAACGUUUUGAAACAGAGAAUGAAGAAAUUUUUCUCUGAAGCUAACAUUCCCACUGUUAGACGCAAGAUAACCAACCAUUCGGCACGUGUCACAUUAUGUACUUCUUUGUACAAUGAGCGCCUCAGUGAUAAGGCAGUUACAAGCCGCAGCAAGCAUCGGAGUGCUGCAGUGCAAACUUACCAGCGAGAAAAUUUCAAUAUGCUUAAGUUAAUGAUAUUAGUAAUAUUCUUGACCCUCCCGCCAAAACAAUGGACGAAAAAAAAAUCAUCCUCUCUCCUGCCAAAGUCAUGGAAGAAAAAAGUCAACCCUCCACAGAACAUUUCACCAGAAAGUGCAUGUAAUGUUUCCGCAUCUAUGAAACACACUGAAAUGGAGGACAAGACCAGGAAUGCCUAA
This is a messenger RNA of Mercenaria mercenaria, 1359 nucleotides long. RefSeq lists its product as uncharacterized. Gene Ontology annotation, biological process: DNA recombination; DNA integration. The record is from RefSeq and is a predicted model, not a curated record. Gene Ontology annotation, molecular function: DNA binding. The coding region runs from base 1 to 1359 and encodes 452 amino acids. Lineage: Eukaryota; Metazoa; Mollusca; Bivalvia; Venerida; Veneridae. The transcript is spliced from 2 exons.